CGUGCCCGGUAGAGAGACGGAAACAGACCGGGGAGGGGAGAGACCGAUCCCCUCUCGGUGCCAGGGCCCUCGCUGCGACAGGGACCGCCCUGCCAGCCCCCUUCCCCAUUGGCCACCGCCGCCUUCCUGCCGCGCUGGCCCUGGUUAGUCGGAGCACGCUCUGCCCCAGCCGCCCGCAUCAGCGCCCCCUCCAAGUAAGCUGAGCGGUCAAGACUCACUGCCAUGGCCGAGGAACCUGCCACUAUUUGUUUAAAUGAAGAGGAUUUUUACUGUCCCGUAUGCCAGGAGGUGUUCAAAACGCCUGUGAGGACAGUAACCUGCCAACACGUCUUCUGCAGGAAAUGUUUCCUGACAGCAAUCAGAGAAAGUGGAACACAUUGUCCUCUAUGCCGUGGAACUGUGACUAAAAAAGAAAGAUCAUGUCCCAAAAGGGCUCUAGAUGUUGAAAACAACAUGAAGAAGCUUUCUGGGUGUUGUAGAUGCUGUGAAAAACAGGUUAGGUUUUCUCGCAUGAGACACCAUUAUAAAACAUGUAAGAAGUAUCAGGAUGAAUAUGGUGUUCCUUCUAUUGUUCCAAACUUUCAGAUUUCCCAAGAUUCAACAGGGAACAGUAAUAGGAGUGAUACAUCUGCAUUUGAUAAUGGAGAGAUGGCUAAUCUUCAGACACUUCAGGGAGAUGCAAGUGCACAUCCCACAUUCAAAUGCCCCCUGUGUCAGGAAACCAACUUUACCCGGCAACACCUACUGGAUCAUUGUAACAAUAGACACCUUUAUCAGAUAGUUCCUGUAAUUUGUCCAAUUUGUGUGUCUCUUCCAUGGGCAGAUCCCAGUCAGGUUACUAGAAAUCUUGUUAGCCAUCUAAAUCUAAGACACCAGUUUGACUAUGGAGAAUUUGUGAAUCUUCAGCUUGAUGAAGAAACCCAGUACCAAAAUGCUGUUGAAGAAUCUUGUCAUGUGAAUAUUUAAAGUGUAGGUCCUCUGCAUCUUACUGCACUCUGAGGGAAAAGCUACAUGAAUCCAAUCAGUAAUCUGAAAUGUAUAUUAAUAAAUGGAAUUCAGUAUGUUUUUUCUUUCUUCAGGUUAAAUAUCUUUUUUCCAAGAACAAGAGUUUUUAAAAUGCUUUUUGAUUAGAAAAAAAUGGAGUUAAAUUUUAUUACUAGAUUUCUUAAUUCUACAUAAUUGAUUGUACAGCUAUUGGAAAGGUGUUAAGUCAUUUUACUGAGUAGAGUUCUUUCCCUUUAAGUAGGGACCUUGCUGGAGCUAUUCACUGGUGUCUUUUGAUUUCUGUGUAUAUUUUCAUGGUUUUGUUGAUCUUGCAGUUAUAUUUUUGUUAAUGCCAAAUUUGGGGAGGGGGGUGGGAAUCAGAUGCAAAGAUGUUGUUUUGCACUUUGCUUUUUAUAGUCAGGGUUUCAUUUGCAAAAUUAUAUCCUCGGGAGAAUAUUUGUGUGUAACUUUUGUUUAAAGCUGAAGUGAUAUUUUUACUACCAUAAUUUCUAAUAAUAAAAGUGAGACUGGCCAAUUUG
Molecule: messenger RNA, 1523 nt
Organism: Mauremys reevesii (Reeves's turtle)
Lineage: Eukaryota; Metazoa; Chordata; Testudines; Geoemydidae
Gene: RNF138
Product: ring finger protein 138
Exons: 8
Coding region: 223-966 (247 amino acids)
Source: RefSeq, a predicted model, not a curated record